Molecule: messenger RNA, 504 nt
Organism: Hyphopichia burtonii NRRL Y-1933
Lineage: Eukaryota; Fungi; Ascomycota; Pichiomycetes; Serinales; Debaryomycetaceae
Product: mitochondrial 54S ribosomal protein bL21m
Exons: 1
Coding region: 1-504 (167 amino acids)
Cellular component (GO): mitochondrial large ribosomal subunit; ribosome
Molecular function (GO): structural constituent of ribosome
Source: RefSeq, a predicted model, not a curated record
AUGGGAUCAUUCUUAUCCAGACAGGGUUUGAGAAGUGCCUAUGUUAAUGCAGGCCGUUCAUUGGCCUCAGCCAGUAGAUCUACCGGUGAAUCAGUACCAAAUGCAAUUUCCAAAGCAUCAGCAUCUCCAGCCACUGAUUUGAGUGCUUUAAAGCUCGACUCCAAUGGAUCAAAGGACUUGUAUGCCAUUUUCAGACUUCAUAACAUGCCAUAUUUGGUCACCAAAGGUGAUUCUGUCAUUUUACCAUUCAAAUUGAAAAACGUUGAAAUUGGAGAUAAAUUGGUGUUAAAUGACGUUACUGCACUUGGCUCCCCAGAGUAUACAUAUACCGAAAAGAAGGGGAUUUCACCAGACUUGUAUGAGUUGUCUGCUAGUGUUACCGAAAUAACUAGAGAACCUUACUAUGAAGUUCAAAAAAAGAAGAGAAGAUGUAGAAGAAUUAAAACGUUCCCAGUUUAUAAUUACCAAACUCACCUCACUAUUAAUGAAUUAAAACUUAAAUAA